Messenger RNA from Bipolaris victoriae FI3, 582 nucleotides. RefSeq lists its product as hypothetical. The transcript has a single exon. Lineage: Eukaryota; Fungi; Ascomycota; Dothideomycetes; Pleosporales; Pleosporaceae. Bases 1 to 582 code for a protein of 193 amino acids. The record is from RefSeq and is a predicted model, not a curated record.
AUGCCAUCAUCCCAACGCCACAGUCCCAAGCCAUGCCGCCCUCGACACAUGCAGGGCACCGCGCGGGGUUGCGCUGGUCUGCCCGACGCGUCGUCAAACCUCCCUCGCUCUGAUCGACCAAACGGCAGCGUGCUCCAGGCCCAAACUCUAUUUUCUCCCGCCAACCUUCUUCGCGGCGCACUUGCUUGCCCUCGAUCAAUAGACCCAUUCUUGUCCUCGACAGAGUUUUUGCCCACCCUGACCCAAAUUGGGCCGACGCUUUUUCUCUCUGUAUGUGUGUGUGCGCCCUCUGCCUUUGGGGGAAAGAGUGUCUGCGUCCGCACUCCAAAUGUAGCAGUUCCCCUCUUGCAUGGCCCUGUGCGCCCUGUCAUUCUACAGACCCUGACUGUCAACCCACUGAAAAUGUCCCAAGCGUCCUGCAACCAAGUCGUCGCCUUGCUGGGCGACCUGUUGCCGUCAACCGCCAGCAGGAUUUGCUCCGGGACCCCCAUUCUUCCAGAACACUUCUCCCGUGCUAUCCUCGUGUUACAGCCCAUGCAAAUAGAUUGGCGGCCCACCCCUAAUCCUGCCUCAUGUCCAUAG